Petromyzon marinus (sea lamprey) is the source of this 5198-nucleotide messenger RNA. RefSeq names its product calcineurin binding protein 1 (gene CABIN1). Gene Ontology annotation, molecular function: nucleosome binding. Gene Ontology annotation, biological process: chromatin organization. The record is from RefSeq and is a predicted model, not a curated record. Gene Ontology annotation, cellular component: nucleus. Lineage: Eukaryota; Metazoa; Chordata; Hyperoartia; Petromyzontiformes; Petromyzontidae.
GCACGUGUGUGUGUGUCGGCGUGUGUGUGUGUACAAGCAGACGGGAGGGAGAGAGGGAGGAGAGGGAGAUCACCGCAUGGGAGCGCACGCGGUUCUCCUUCUGCGUCCUCUGGACUCGGCGAAUCCCGGCUGCUGAGUCGGGAGAGAGAGAGAGGAGAGACAACAGACGGAGACGAGGAGGAGGAGGAGGCGGGUUCGUGCGAUUGGAUUAGAGCUCGGAUCGUCGGAUCGCGGAGUUCAUCCGUGAACGGAGGGGAGUUGCGUCUCCUCUCUCUCUCUCGCUCAUCACAUUUUCUUCGCCCGCCCGUCCGCCCAAGAGGCUCAUGAUUCACACAGGAGCAGAGACGACGACGAGGUGGAGGAGGAGGUGGAGGAGUCGCUGCGAAGUAGGGGGUAGAGCCUAGGAUCGGAAUCCAACCGCGUUUGUUGGCUGAGACGUUGGGCACUGACGGCCGCGGCCUCCUGGUAGGAGCAGUCCGACCGGCUCCUCAGCUCGGCUCAGCCCGUACCUGGGGGGGGGGGAGCUCAUCUCGGUUGGUGGUGGAGGAGGAAGAGGAGGUGGAGGAGGAAGAGGAGGUGGAGGAGGUGGAGUGAUGUUGCAGCAGCAGCAAACUCCCAGCCGGGGCAGGGAGUUUCUGGCGGAGGUGGAGGGCUCCCUGCUGGGUCAGACCCCCCGCUCCGCCUUCGCUGUCUCCGUGCGGGUCAUCGACCCCCCCCUCUGCGACCCCACGGUGGAUCCGGCCGCUGGUUCCGUCGCGCUCGCCGGCGCCCCCCCGUCGCGGUCGCCCUCCCCGGGGGGCGGCCCGCCGGGCCCCCACCGCGCGCCCCGAGCCGCGGCCGCCGCCGCCUCCGCCCCCGCCUCCCCGGCGGGGUCUCCGGCGGGAUCCCCGGGGUCCCCCGGCUCCCCGCGCGGCGGGGACGGCGGCGGGGAAGCCGGUGUCGGAGGGCCCCCCACGACGCCGUCGGCGGAGGGGAGGCCGCGGCUGCCGGGGCGGCGCGGCUGCGGGGGAGCGUGCGGCGGCGGCGCCGGCGGCGUUGGCGGUCGCACCGUGAGGAGCAGCACGGAGCAGAGGAUGCAGCAGCUGAGAAUCAGCGGAGCUCAGAGUCCCGGCGCCAGGAAGAGGAGGCGAGCGAGCGGGAGCGACGAUGACGACGACGACGAGGACGCCGAUGGUGGCGGCGGUGGAGGAGGAGAGCGUCAGAAGCGUGCGAGGAGCGAUGGCGAAGCGGAGGUGAAGCGGGCGGUCGUUUCUCCGGGCCCGCACCUUCGGGACGCGGUCACCGCCAGCGCAGGGGUCGGGGAACUUCCUGAGCCACCUCUUCGGCAUCCUCUUCAGGGACCCUCCUCGCGGUCGUCCACGACGAGCGGGGCGGCCUCUGACGAUGAGGCGAUGACGACGGCGGCGACGGUGGCGGUGAUGGGCGGGGGAGGAGUACGUGAGGAGGAUGGAGGUGCGAUGGCCGGACCUGCAGUGCCGAAUUCGCCUGAGGAUGAAUGCUGCGCUUCUCCCGCCGCUUCGGGAAGCAGUGACGCCGCGUUACCCCCGUCAGCUUCCUGCGAGUCUCGCUCCGUGUCCCAAGCGCAAGAGCAGCACCAACAGAACCAGCAGAACCAGCAGCAGAGGUGCGGAGGACGGGUUCGAUCCCGGGCGCCACCGGGGAUGCCCAAGCUCGUGAUUCCGCACGGCGCUGCUGCCGUUGCCGCUGCUCUCUCGUUCGGCCCCCACGGGGUCGGGGGGGGCGCCGGCGGGGGAGGUGGGGAGGCGGUGGCGGGGGGCUACCCCCCCGAGAUCACGGUGACCCCGCCGACCCCGACGAUGCUGUCGCCACGGUGCAGCGUCUCCCAGGAGACCAAGCAGAGGCUCAAGAGCGCCAUCCUGUCAUCACAGUCGGCGGCCACCGUGCGGCGGGAAACGCUGAGCCAGCCGGCGCUCGAGCCGCCCGACACCUCCAGCCUCGAGUCGUCCUUCGAGAGCGAGUCGGACACGGACGACGAGCUGAUGGACAUCUAGGAGCUCCAUCGUGUUCCGCGUCUCGCUGAGUUCGUGGUUUGCCCCCCCCCACCCCGACCCGUUGUUGGUGGUGGCGGUGGGAGAGAGACGUUGGAGCGAUUUCGCCAAAAAUCGGACAAGGCGGAGGAACGUUUUUCCACGUUAAUGGUGCAUGAAUUAGGUCACGCCAUACACACAACGGGAAACACGUUUAGACGCCUGUGGCAUUACCAACCUGGAGCAGUUGUGACUUCCAUCUCGUGUCCCCCCUUCUGAAUGAUUUUUCUUGAAAUAUAUACAAUCGGUAUAUUGUGACUUUAACCGGGGAGUUGAUGUGGAAGGUUAUGAGUUUGAACCUUAGGGCUCGACUAUCUUCAACCCUCUGGUGUAACAGCAAUCCCUCCGAGUGUUAACAGUUGGUGGGAAGAUGACAGAGUGAUUAUCCUGUGGAUAGACUGGUUCCCGCCAAAGGAAAUCACUUGGCGCAGGGCUAGCCAAGAGAGUCGACGACCGGCCAAAGCGUGCUUGGAACAGGAAAAGCUUUGAUGUGACGCGACUUUUGAUGGUUAACACAAAGAGCUCCCCGUGUGUACUGUUUUGUAAUCAGCCAUACAUUUGUGUACACAUAUCGGUGCUUUUCGUUGGCAGUAUUUUCUAGGGGGAAGGCAGGAGUACAACAAGACAAAAAAAACACGCCUCGUGACGUGUGGCAUGUAGGCUGCUUAAGCCAUGACCUCGCUUCCCAAGCUCAAGCCGACCACCCGUCCAGUGGCUCCUCCCAAGUUGAGAGUCCCGUUACUGGGCCUUGAGAGGGGAGCGCUGUACGAUAGCGAAUAACAAACGUGCCUCUUUUCCACUGCACAAACGAGCCGUGGCGGGCGGUGGCGGGCCGUGCUGGGCCGUGCCGAACCUCCCCCGCCGAUGCUCGGCUGGCCCGAACCGUGCCGCUAACGUCACACGCACGGCGAAUUAGUGGACGCCCGUGUAGGUGACCCGAGUACGUUGUGUUCUCGGGUGUACUGAACGCACGCAAUGCACAAGUUGAGUUGCAUGUAGACGACAUGGUUGGCACUGUCCUCACAGGUGUACUCACCAACAUCGCAUGCAAUGAUCAGGUAGAUGACGCGGCGAUGCCGUGUCGAGUUAUGCCGACCGGGGUUAUGCAGAAAUGAACGAAUCGAUUAAUUUGCCCCCCCCCCCCCACUUGGCUCCAGAGACUUUCAUCGACGUCUCGCGAGGCUGGUGAAUCAGUCUGGUUAUGGCUCGGCUCGGCAAAUAACCCGUGCUGCGAGAGCCCUGUGCUGGUGCGGUUUGGGUGUGCUAGUGGGAAAGUGGCGAGAUGAGAAAGGUAAAUCGCCUGUUUGUGAUUCUGAAAGUUACGAACGUCAGUAACGUUGUCGACAGUGUUUUUGUCCGUGUAAAAAAAAAAAUGUUUUACGUAACUCGAGAAGAAUGUUUACCGUCGCGAAAUUAGUUACGCGCCUUCCACCAUACCUGGUGUCUGGGCUGGGAGUGAUGUGGAAAAAUAUUAAUAUAACAUUUGUAUUCGUUGUCAUUGUUGGGGGUGGGUUUGUUUUUGACAAGUAACGGUGGGACGCACUGCUUUGCACGUCGAUAACGGUGUAAAGUUCUCCAGCGUUCGUCCUCGUCGUUAAUAACCGAGUCGCGUGUUAUGUCAAACUGCCAUUUUUCUAUCCUACAAUUGCCACCGUUUAUGAGCACGUCGCGUCUCUUUUGACAGUUUGAUGCGGCUGCAGGAUUUUGCCUUUUGAACACAAAUUGCUGGAGAGCGCGCAGUAAUAGCUUUCCCCCCUCGCCCACGUGUUUUCGGAUUGUUGUGCCGCGUGUGGUUCGGCACGGUGACGUCCCCGACGUUCCAUCGUCAAACGCGCCGAGAGCUUCUUCGGCAGCGAACGUCGCACGUGGUAUGACCGGAAAUCACGCCGCGGGGUUGCACGGCACAGCGACAACAGCGAAAACGCACGCGGUAGCAAGCAGUAUUGUAUAUUUGUGCGAGAGGGGUGCGCCGAGGAGCACGAUGCUGUCGCGGGAGUUGAGGAGUUCCACUCGUCUGCCCCCUGUGAUCCUGAGGGGUUUUGCAUGAUGGAUCGCUGUAGACCCCCCUUCCCCCCCAUCACAGGCGUCCCCGACUGAUGAAGAUGAUUAUAUAUUUUUUUGUCAUUAUACCAGUGGAUUUACUGCAAACUGGUAUAAAUUCAAUAAGAAUGUAAAUGACGGGUGGGGGGGGGGGGGGGAAUGCACAUUAUAUCAUAUGUAAAGGUGAAUGUACAAGGGAAAUGUAUUGGAAAAACACAGCUGUAGACAUUGUUUGGCUUAUUUGCUACAUACCCCGGACCAUACACUCUAGUUAAAACAUAUGGCACUUAAUGUUUUCAUAAUGGAGUUUCUAGCUUAAUUUGGUCAGUAUGUUGCCAUUUAUGUUAAUUGGGCAGUUUUGUAAACUGGGAAGCAGUACUUUUAUCCAACGUGUGAAUCAAACCCUUUAACUCCAGGGCCUCCAUGUCACUAACAUGUGAAUUGAGCUAUUCAGCUCCACCAGUGUUUAAAUGAACAUACUUAUUGACUUCUGGUACGAGAUUUGUGCCUCCCUUUGUUCUCUGGGCCCCCGAGGGGGGGGGGGGGGGUGAGGAGGGGGGACGGAUGCCACGCUGGCGUCAUACUCACGUGACAAUGCCUCUACGGAUACAUCGCGGUCGGUGACUUACAAGGAAAAUGCGUUUCAAGUUGUUAAGCGGAUUUUAUUUUUUUAUUCCAGACUUCGAUGUCGUUGGGUGAUUAAUUUUUCGCACAACAGCAAUGGUAGAAAAAUAAGAGACAACUGCAUCAAUCAAAAAACGACAAGCACAAUCCAUGAAAUGCCACUGGGUGACAGGAAUCAAAGGGAAACGGCCACCACUCGAUCAUAAGGAAGGAAACCACAAGGGUGGGAAAGGAUUGCUGUGCUGGGGUAGGCUGGGCGGUAGCGAAGGUGAUGAUGUUCAGGCGAAUGUUGAUCCGUUCCAGCCUACGUUCGCGGGAUCCUGGUUGUGGAAGGCUAUGUACAUCCUGGGACGAGGGCAGAGGAGGAGUUUGAGUCACAAGUGGACAUCGCAAAACGUUUGAUGGGUCUUGAAGACAGUGGUGAAAUGUGUAUCAUUCGAAACUGAGUUGCCUUUAAAAUAUUAAAAGUAUUGUAUUAUCAAGUUA